AUGGUUCCAGUUCAAGAAGGGGAGGAUACACAAUUUGCUGAAAUUUGCUACAUGAGCAAUGGACAAGGUGGAUACCAGAAGGGUUAUUACAACUAUAAGUCCAAUCCAGCCAUGUCUUACAGAAACACAGACGUAGCUAACCUUCAGGAUCAAGUUUACCUUCCACAGCAGCAAACUCGAUCGAGUCAGCCUCCACAACAAGGGUAUGGUCUGGAAGGCAACUACCACAGCCUCCAAGGGACUUUCCCUGGGCAGAAAAUGCAUAUACCACCUGGCUUUCCUCACCAGCCACCUCAGCAUGCGCCUAAUCAAGAGCCUGAGUUGAGAGCCAUGUUUAAACAGUUGUUACAAGGUUAA
Molecule: messenger RNA, 357 nt
Organism: Microthlaspi erraticum
Lineage: Eukaryota; Viridiplantae; Streptophyta; Magnoliopsida; Brassicales; Brassicaceae
Source: the annotation of a GenBank genome assembly